CCCACAUGAUACUGGAGUGUACUGGUGUGAGUCCAGAGAGGGAGCAGCCAGCAGCAGCAUCAACCUCACUGUCUCUGGUGGAUCAGUGAUCCUGCAGAGUCCUGUCCUCCCUGUGAUGGAGGGAGAUGACGUCACUCUGAGCUGUCAAACAAAGACUCCCUCCAACCUCCAAGCUGCUUUCAUUAAAGAUGGCUCCCUCAUCAGGACUGAGCCUGCAGGUCACAUGACCCUCCACCAUGUGACCAGCUCUGAUGAAGGUCUCUACAAGUGUUUCAUCAGUGGUGAUGGAGAGUCUCCAUCCAGCUGGAUCUCUGUCUCAGAGAAACCUUCCACCACUGGACCAACCACAUACCUCUCUCCUCCUUCUUCUUCUUCUUCUCCUCCACCUUCUUCUUCUCCUUCCUUCCUUCAACCUCUACACUAUGUGCUCUUGUCUCUUGCAUUGGUCAUUAUUGUGGUUCUGCUGCUGGUUCUGGUUCUGAUGGUGAGACGACAUGUUAGGAGAAAGUCUGAAGGUGGUCCAGAAGGUGGAGAGGACAGCAUUACUUACAGUGACGUCAACAUCUCCCAUCAUCAGCGACAGAAAACCAAGUCCAACAAAGAAAGUGACCAGACUCCAGUCUACUCGGCAGUGAGAACGAAGGAUGUCAGCUAUGGAGAGAUCAACAUCAGAACCAAGAAGAAGAAGUCAAAGAGUCCAGGAAGUGACCCGUGUGCUGUAUACUCAGCUGUUAAGACAAAUGAUGGUAAUUAUGGAAAGAAUAUCAUCAGAGAAAACAGGAAAAGAGAACCCUUACCAGACCCAGAUGAUGUCUAUUCUUCACUGUAGUCUGGAUGAUGUCCACCAGCCUGCUCUCACCUCGUUCCCCCAGAAUCAAACAUCAGUUUACAUCUAAAGAUUUUUUUGUGAAUGUUUGUGUGUCAUACUUUUUUAUUUUUAAAUGCCAGCAAGGUUCUAUUCAGAACUUUCUAAUCAACAACAUUAAAUAUGUCCAAGUAGUUUUAUUGCUACAUAAAGUGACAUGAAUGUAUUUCCAUGGUACAAAGAGACUUUCUUUGCUGUCAGUAAAUUCAUGGAUUGUUUUUUUUUUUUUAAACUUGUAGUAAAUGUUUCAUGCAGCAGCAGAUUAGUUACAGAGUUUUUUCUUUUUGUUUUUACAUGUGGUUCUGGAGGCUUGAACAGUUAGAGGUAGAAAAUAUAACUUCCUGUUCUAAACCGAUGCAAAAUUUUCUUCAGAAAAGCUCCAAGAAACUGAGCCACUGAGUGACAGAAACUGUUAAACCAGAGCUGUUACAUUUAUGUUUCAUUUAUGUUUUUAUUCAUAUAUGCUUUCAUAAUCAUGCUAACAAAUGAAGAGAUAUUAUUCAGGG
This is a messenger RNA of Girardinichthys multiradiatus, 1371 nucleotides long. RefSeq names its product advanced glycosylation end product-specific receptor-like. Bases 116 to 829 code for a protein of 237 amino acids. NCBI's taxonomy places the organism in Eukaryota, Metazoa, Chordata, Actinopteri, Cyprinodontiformes, Goodeidae. The transcript has 9 exons. The record is from RefSeq and is a predicted model, not a curated record.